CUGGUUAACUCAGGAGCAGACAACCAGUCCAGCGGUCCAAGGACAGACAAACAGAGAUGGACGUUCACCUGGACAUGGAUCACCUGCUGCUGCUGCUGCUGCUGUGGAGCUCAGGGCUCUGGGCUGAAGGAAACCACCAAUCAACAGACUCUGUCAGGCUGGUGAAUGGGACCAGUCUGUGUUCAGGCAGACUGGAGGUGAAGACUCACCAGUCUAACCAGUGGUGGUCCUCAGUGUGUGAAGCUGACUUUGACCUGCAGGAUGCAGAGGUGGUCUGUAGGGAGCUUGGCUGCGGGGCUCCUUCAGUCCUCCAGGGGGCGCUCUAUGGAGAAGUGGAGGCUCCAAUGUGGACCAAAGAGUUCCAGUGUGGAGGCCAAGAGUCUGCUCUCCUGGACUGUAGAAGCUCAGGCUCAGCUAGAACCACCUGCUCACCUGGUAAAGCUGUUGGACUCACCUGCUCAGAGCCUGUCAGGUUGGUGGGAGGAGCCAGUCGCUGUGCAGGUACACUGCAGGUGAAACGAGGAGAGUGGAGACCAGUGGAUGACUUUCGCUGGACCCUGAAAGGCGCAGCUGUAGUCUGUAGACAGCUGGACUGUGGCUCUGCUGUUUCAACAGGAAGAAAGAAGUCCAUUAAAGAUGACAAAUUCCCAACAAAUAUCACACAUGACUGUUUUGAGUCUGGAUAUGCCCUGACUGAGUGUUCACAAUCAGUUUACUAUUACUACACCCUGGAAAUCACCUGUUCAGACUCUGUCAGGCUGGUGAAUGGGACCAGUCUGUGUUCAGGCAGACUGGAGGUGAAGACUCACCAGUCUAACCAGUGGUGGUCCUCAGUGUGUGAAGCUGACUUUGACCUGCAGGAUGCAGAGGUGGUCUGUAGGGAGCUUGGCUGUGGGGCUCCUUCAGUCCUCCAGGGGGCGCUCUAUGGAGAAGUGGAGGCUCCAGUGUGGACCAAAGAGUUCCAGUGUGGAGGCCAAGAGUCUGCUCUCCUGGACUGUAGAAGCUCAGGCUCAGCUAGAACCACCUGCUCACCUGGUAAAGCUGUUGGACUCACCUGCUCAGAGCCUGUCAGGUUGGUGGGAGGAGCCAGUCGCUGUGCAGGUACACUGCAGGUGAAACUAGGAGAGUGGAGACCAGUGGCUGACUCUGACUGGACCCUGAAGGCAGCAGCUGUAGUCUGUAGACAGCUGGACUGUGGCUCUGCUGUUUCAACUGGAAGGAAAGAAAAAUCAUCAGAGAGGUUUGUAUGGUGGAUCAGACGUGGUUGUGUUCAGUCUGGAUAUGACCUGAGGGAGUGUCUUUCAAUGGGUGUCGCUAUGUCCAUCCUGGAAGUCACCUGUUCAGGUAAGCCUAUCAGUGACAUCACCUGUGACAGAAAUGUUUACAACUCUGUCAGGCUGGUGAAUGGGACCAGUCUGUGUUCAGGCAGACUGGAGGUGAAGACUCACCAGUCUAACCAGUGGUGGUCCUCAGUGUGUGAAGCUGACUUUGACCUGCAGGAUGCAGAGGUGGUCUGUAGGGAGCUUGGCUGUGGGGCUCCUUCAGUCCUCCAGGGGGCGCUCUAUGGAGAAGUGGAGGCUCCAGUGUGGACCAAAGAGUUCCAGUGUGGAGGCCAAGAGUCUGCUCUCCUGGACUGUAGAAGCUCAGGCUCAGCUAGAACCACCUGCUCACCUGGUAAAGCUGUUGGACUCACCUGCUCAGAGCCUGUCAGGUUGGUGGGAGGAGCCAGUCGCUGUGCAGGUACACUGCAGGUGAAACAAGGAGAGUGGAGACCAGUGGCUGACUCUGACUGGACCCUGAAGGCAGCAGCUGUAAUCUGUAGAGAGCUGAACUGUGGCUCUGCUGUUUCAACAGGAAAGGAAUCCAUUGAUGGGUCUGUGUGGUGGAUCAGCUCUGACUGUGUUCAGUCUGGAUCUACCCUGAGGGAGUGUUUAUCUUCACGUUCAUCUUUCUUCAUCCUGGAAGUCAUCUGCUCAGACCUGCUGGUUCAGCCAGUCAUCUCAGUGUCCUCCUCCAUGGACGGGGUCUCCAAGGCCCAGCAGCAGGGGUAUUCAGGUGUGUUCAGGGGCUUCAACUUCACCAUCAGCUGCUCCAUCCAGCCACAGUACCCAGGAGGCUUCUUCCAGCUCACCUUCACCUCCUCCAACACAACGCACAACUACACCCUGUCAGCUGUCAAUCACUCCGCCCACUUCCUGUUUCCUGCUGCAGAGCCCGCCCACCAAGGAGACUACACCUGUGUUUAUCACGUCUACGUGUUUUCUCAUAACUUCUCCUCUGAGAGCCGUCGGCUGUCCCUCACUGUCUCAGAUCUAACAGCUCUUAUCAUCAGACUGGUCGUCCUGCCGCUGAGUCUGCUGUCGGUGAACGCUGUCAUCUAUUUCAUCUGGAAGGCCACCAGGGGGCAGAAGCCAGGCCCACAGGAGAACAUGGAGCUGGAUGUUCUGUCCAGAGCUGAAGGAGUCCAGGCAGCAGAGUAGGACCUCUAAGGAAAUCAUCUCAAAAAAACUGAAGAUUUAAAAACAAAAGAUGUACUAAUCCAAGAUCCCAAGAAACUUUCUUUAGAUCUCACAAAACGUUCUUGGUGUUCACUCGUAGUCCAUUAACUCAGUCAAUGAUCUGUCAUUUUUACUCAGGUGUCACUGAAACUCCUGCAGGAAAAACUACUCAGGAAGAAAAUGAACUUUGUUUUAUGUCUCCUCUCGGUUGUGGUUGUUGCCGCUCAGUAUUAAGAGGCAUCACAGUACUGUUUUACAAGUUUACACCAUCAAAGUCAAGUGAGAAUGCUUUCAAAGGGAUAUGGGAAUAACACCUGUGGACUGAGAGCACCAUACAAGUAUCAUAUUUUUCCUCCUACCUGAGAAAAGUGAUCGCUGAUCCUCAGAUUUAGCAGCAGCACAGCAGUGGACUGGCUCUUCACCACUUCAUCCCUGAUGAACUCUCUAAAGGUUCGGUCUCUUGACUUCAAGAAGGAAAAACAAAUCCUUGAAAUGAUUCUUAAAAGAGUCUGGCUCAUACAUCUCCAUGAGUCUAACAAAACCUUGAUUAUCUGUAAAUAGCUGUAUUUAGUCAUUAUUAACAGCUAUAGUGUGACUAGCUGUAACUUUCAACAAUUUUAUGGUCUGAUGUGGAGAAAUAAGUCCUUCCAGUUUUUAUACAGUUUAAAUCUUUUUUUUUUAAUCUUUUAUCUGCCUUUUAUAUCUAUCAGUGUUUGAGGGAAAGAAGUGUCAUUCACCCGAAAUAUUUCCAUUUCUUUUUUGUUGUCAUUUGUUUUUUGGGUAAAGGAAACUCAAUAAAUGAAAAAGUUUUUGGAGUCAAA
Messenger RNA from Lates calcarifer (barramundi perch), 3319 nucleotides. RefSeq names its product scavenger receptor cysteine-rich type 1 protein M130. The record is from RefSeq and is a predicted model, not a curated record. Lineage: Eukaryota; Metazoa; Chordata; Actinopteri; Centropomidae. Gene Ontology annotation, cellular component: membrane.